Messenger RNA from Haemonchus placei, 120 nucleotides. The record is from the annotation of a GenBank genome assembly. NCBI's taxonomy places the organism in Eukaryota, Metazoa, Nematoda, Chromadorea, Rhabditida, Trichostrongylidae.
AUGUGGAUUGGACUGUUAGCUGCUCUGACGGCAUCGUUUCUUUUUGGUACCGUAUUCGUUCCGAUCAAAAGAGUCCAAGCCGGUGAUGGUAGGUCUUCAAUUUUCUUUUUGUUAUUUUGA